This is a messenger RNA of Oreochromis niloticus (Nile tilapia), 3272 nucleotides long. RefSeq names its product parathyroid hormone 2 (gene pth2). Bases 2527 to 3093 code for a protein of 188 amino acids. Lineage: Eukaryota; Metazoa; Chordata; Actinopteri; Cichliformes; Cichlidae. The record is from RefSeq and is a predicted model, not a curated record. Gene Ontology annotation, biological process: neuropeptide signaling pathway. Gene Ontology annotation, cellular component: extracellular region. The transcript is spliced from 3 exons.
AGCCUCAACUCUCGCGGCCCGGUACCGGUCCGUGACCCGGGCGUUGGGGACUGCUGAUAUGAAAUAGAAAUUCUAUUAAUAUGAAGGUUUGUUGAAACACCAGCCGCACACUGGAGGGCGGGAAGUCUCAGCAACAACAAACUGAUCAGGAAAGACACAGGUGGGACUGAAGGUGGGCGGGAUUAAUGUGUCAGCGAGGUGUUCUGUUAUCUGCUAAAUCACUGUGGUAACUGACAGUGAACAGCUCACCUGCUCGGCAGCAGGUUUCCUCUGAGUCGCUGACAUGUGCAUACAGAACAGCUGCAUCAGUCUGGAGGUCGUUCCCAUAGGAACCAGUGUUUCCAGGUCGCUGACAGAUUGUUGCAGUCGCACGCAGUUUGCACGGAAAAUGCUGACCUGUGAGUUAUCACAGCAGUCAGGACAUCUCAAAGGUGGGAGUUUUAUUUUGAAGGCGUUUGCAGACAAGUCGCUAACCUGCAAACAACCAACGUGACUGCAAAGACCAGUUUCACCCAGCAACAGCCAGCAAACACCAGCUGAUGAGGAUGCAGACGCAGCAAGGUGGGCGGAGCAGGUUCUCUAUGGUAAAAUGACCUGAAACACCUUUGAUGCCCCACCGUGUUCUAGCAGGACGUGAACGCUGUGGUCCUCAGUAACCAGGCCGUCUCUGGGACGUCCUGCAGGAAUCAUCCCAGGGACACGUUUGAUGAACUGAGGUGCUUCAGCACCACGUAGGAAACGUCUGUGGUCACAUCGCCCACAGUUUGUUUUAGUGGCCUUCACCGUGGAUAAGGACGCCUCGUUAACCUGUCAGUGUGGAGGAAGCUCAGAUCGGUGUGUGUGUGUGUGUGUGAGAGUGUGUGUGUCUAUUUGUUGAACGUGAUUUCUGUUUUUCAUGAUGAUUUAUUUUCUCGUUACUGCACAGAGAACAUUUCUCACGUCCUAUAAAGCUUUUUUGCAUUGUUUUGUACGAUUGAACAGUCCUGCACGUAUGCAAACACACACACACACACACACACACACACACACACACACACACACACACACACAGCAGCUCUGUAAUGAGGACGCUGGCCCUCUGCAGCAGCACGGUGACUAACAGUCUUUGAAACGGGACACUAACAAGCUAACGGCGUCCUCGGCACCGAACCACAGCUGGAUUGAUCUGCUGAGGGGUGUACAUGCUUCAGUGUGUGUGUGUGUGUGUGUGUGUGUGUGUGUGGGGGGGGCUCAGACCCUCCACAGUAAGCUGUAUAUAAGUAUGAAAGACCACCAUUCAUCUGCACACAGUGAAGCGUCAACCAAGAAGCACGAGUGAGGAUCCAUUUUGUUUCUACUCAGACUUUAUUGUGUUGACAGGAAGCAGAAAUCUGAGCGGCUGGGACAGCGACUCGCCUGCAGCUCUGCUCAGUUUCUUGGUGGUUUCUCUCCCCGAGUGACGCCAGCAUCCAACCUCACGGUCCAGCUCCAAGGAGACACAGCGACACUUGAGCAGCAGGUAAGAAACACCAAACUGGCACUGACAUCACAGGUUAGUCCUUCACAGGGCGCCAAACUCAGUCCGGCAUCAGAUCAGGGUCAAACUGGCAGAGGCGUGACAGCACACAUCGGGUCCAAUCAGAAUGUGUCUUCAGUGAUUGGUGAACUAACUUGAUUGGAGUAUAAAAGGCUUCGUGUGCACCUGCACAGGUGAGCUCAGAGUGAGCUCUGGAGCGAGUCUGUCUGUUCAUUAGUCAGUUAUAAAGAAGUCCAGGCGCGGGAGGAGGCGGAGUCAAAACGAUGGUUUUUAUCAUGUAAAAAUAAGUAAAAUAUACGACAAGCUAAUUUAAAAAACACCACAGUGGUGACAUCACUCGACUUCCUGUAAGAGUAAUGGAUUACAUGAGCUCAGUUUGUGAGUAUAACGUGACGGCGCCGCCUCCUUCAUCACUGCUGUUUACAGCAUAAGAACAUUCGUCUGUGUCAUUGUUAAUGUUUGUCAGGUAUGAUGUCACUGUGACGCCUGUCAUCACGCCUAAACAAUCAAAUAUAUUUAACUGUAAUUAUGUGAUUUAAUCACUAUUAUUAUUAUUAUUAUCAUUAUUAUUAUUAUGAUUAGAUGUGCUGCGGAGACUGAGGAAAAAAAUAUUUCAUGAAAGCUGCAGAAGCGUUACCACGGUGAUAAAAAAAGUGACACCUGCAGUCUAUGAAAAAGUAACGAAGCUGUCGUCGUUAUGAAAACAAAGCCAGCGAAUCCUGUAAUAUUACAAUAAUGAAAAAAACGUCGCCAUGUCAGCCAGCUGCAGAGAGACGACAGCUAUGUUAAACAGGUGUCUGUGGGGUUAAAGGUCAGCACAGCCUGAUUCACUUUCAGGCACCAAAAGCUCCUCGUUAGGGCUCAAACUCGCCGUUUCACGGCUGCCUGACAAAUAAGGAGCUGGAGGCGAGCGGUGACCUCGGGGUCAGGGCGCCGGCGUUUACAGCCGCUCUGUCAGCCUCAGACUGAAACACCUGAAGCCAGACUUUGUUCCUCAAUCCAGAAUAAAAAUGUUUAGGAAUUACAUCAGUGACCAUCAUCCACCAGAGGAGGCGCUGCAACAUGAGAUCACAACGAGCUUCAUGAAACUGAAAAUUCUUCUUCUGUUUGUUUUUAGGAUGUCUCAGCUUCCUGUUUUUCCCCGCACGUGCGUCCCGCUGCUUUGCAUUCUGGGUAUGAUCUUGCUGACGUCUGGCUUCCCUCAGUCUCGUCUUCCUCUCAGAAGUUCGGAAGAUUCGGAGGAACACAAACGAGUCGACUGGGACGUCCUCUACCCUUCCAUCUCUCUCCGUGAUUGGAGCAUCCAAAUGAUGUCAGCGCCCGGCCUUAGAGCAGCAGCCAACAGCAAAGCAGGACUGAUGAGGGAGGCGUGGCUAUUUACUCCAGAGGGGGCGGAGACAAGUGUGGAGGGGGCGUGGCCUGCCGAAUGGUCGUCUCCGGGAGCCGGGAUGGCGAAGAGGAACCUGGUGGUGGCCGACGACGCGGCUUUCAGAGAGAAGAGCAAGCUGCUCACCUCCAUGGAGAGGCAGAAGUGGCUCAACUCGUACAUGCAGAAACUGCUGGUGGUGAAUUCGUGACGAGCGCGUCUUCACGGCCCGGUAGCCUCCAAACUCCCAGAAAUUUACCCGACGACAGAAAACAUCAGAAGCUGGAAUCUGGUUAAUUUUUUAAAUGUUUAAAUUUAAAGUGACUCUUUUGGCUCUGCUGAAAAUAACUUUGUGUUUAAUUUGAUGAAUGAAUAAAUAUGAAAAUGAUG